CCAACUUUGCACGAGACCAUGCCCAAAAAGAAGGAUAAGAAAACCAGCGAACAAGACGAGGACAAUAAAACACGAAAAAAGGAAAGCAGAGUGGCUUCUGUGGAUAAAACUGCGUCUGACGACAAAGAGAAGAGGUUAUACUUAACACAGAUUCGAUAUUUGAAUGAGCAACUAGAAAGAUAUCAGCUGAAAUGUGAUGAGCUGGAGAGGCAGAAGAAGGACUUCUCCUCUCAGUACAAUGUCCUGGAGAAGGAGAAGAGGGACAUUGUUGAAUAUCUGAAGUGUUCCCUGCUGGAGAAAGAGGAGGAGGUGAACAUGCUGCAUGAGCGCCUGGAGAAUGAGCGACAGACGGCUCAAAAAGAGCAAGACACUUUGCAGCAGCAGCACCGCCUGCUGAUACAAGAGCUACACCACAGGAAUGAUGAGCUGGCUGCAGAGAACAUGACACUGGUGCAGAAGCUGGAUGCUCUGGAGGAGUUUCAGAAGCAGAGGGAGCAGCUCGUGUCUAAAAUGGAGUCUCUGAAGAACCAGGUGGCCAGUCAAGAGCAGGAGCACAAAGCUGCCAUCCACAGUCUGGAGAUGAAAGCACUGCUAGAAAGGAACAGAUUAGAGAAGGAGAUGCAGAGCCAGGCCGCAUCCAUGGCAGCUGAGGUGCAGCACCUGGUGGAGCAGAAUCUUCCAGAGGCAACUAGGUUGGCCAUAGAGGAGAACAAGGAGGUGAGGAGCCGCUGUAGCCAGCUGUCGGACCAUGCUUGUGGCUUGCUGAAGGUGAACACAGCCCUGCAGACUCGCAAGACUAAGCUCAGACUGGAUGUGGACAUCCUGGAGCAAAUGGUCAGCGACAUAUCCCGGAAGAGCUGCAUCCAGAAAAAAUUGGUGGAGCAGCUAACAGAGAAAUGUGAGCAGCUGCAGACAGAACUGAGAGACUGCAGAGAGGAACACCGGCAGCUUCAGACCAAACACUCACACGUCCUGACUGAGAUCGACCAACUCAGAGAAGACAAGACCUCUAUUUCUAAACAGUGCAAGAAAAACAAAACUGACUUGAGCCAGCUGGAGGUGGAGCUACAGAACGAGAGAAGGAGGAGGAAGAUGAAGAGCAUCAGGCAGGAAGCGGUCAUCAUUUCCAAGCAGACUGUGAACCCUCCACAGCCUCCAUGUCGGCCUGUGACUGACGACUCUGGAGAUCAGGAACUGGAGGUGAAAUCUGUUGCCAGGUGGAGACAGCUGAUGCAGAAGCUGCUGGUGGUCCUGGACAGACCCACCCUCAGUAACUCCAUCUCUGAAAACAGUCAAACAAAUGACCUGCAGCCUGCUGAUCCUGAAGCAGCCAGAGAGGGAAACCUGAAUGCGUCUGUGAAUUUCCAGUUGGCCUGCAACAGACCAGCUGAUCUGGGAUGAGUCAACCUCAGCAGCAGCACAGCUCUGCCUCCACACAGAUAGUUGUCCAGUCAGACGACGGCCAGGUCAUGAACCAAACAGCUGUGGCAGCCGACAGACCCGGAACCCCUACCAACUCAAUCACUGAAUCCCAAUGAAGGAAAACAUUCAAGUCCUGUUAGAGGAACCUUUAUGACUCCACACUUCAGUACUGCACAGCCUUUUCACAUUUUCACCAAUGAUUUUCUAAACAUGCAUAGACAUUGGGACACAUUUGGUCUCUCAGGUCAACUGUUUGUUACUUGUAUGAAUGGUUUCAAUUCUUAGAGGAGUGCUAACCAUUUUUUCAUCUUUUUCUAAUUCCUCUAACACAAAAUGUCUGUGUCCUCCUCAUAAAAAUA
Messenger RNA from Sphaeramia orbicularis (orbiculate cardinalfish), 1781 nucleotides. Its product is annotated as cilia- and flagella-associated protein 157-like. The transcript has 9 exons. Gene Ontology annotation, cellular component: cilium; ciliary basal body. Lineage: Eukaryota; Metazoa; Chordata; Actinopteri; Kurtiformes; Apogonidae. Bases 19 to 1401 code for a protein of 460 amino acids. The record is from RefSeq and is a predicted model, not a curated record. Gene Ontology annotation, molecular function: microtubule binding.